Molecule: messenger RNA, 1809 nt
Organism: Aspergillus caelatus
Lineage: Eukaryota; Fungi; Ascomycota; Eurotiomycetes; Eurotiales; Aspergillaceae
Exons: 10
Coding region: 1-1809 (602 amino acids)
Source: RefSeq, a predicted model, not a curated record
AUGACGGUUGUCGGGAUGAUAUUCGCACAGCAUCUUGUUGGAACAGCUACACCAGCUGAGCUACGGGCGGGUACUGUGGUUCACGUGGGGCUGGACUGCAUUCUUUUAUCAGAGCUAUCUUGGCAGGAAAUGGCCAGGGUUUAUGAAAAUGACCUACGUUCCCCGGGUAUCUGGCGCAAUGAUCGGUUCUGGCUUGUAGCAGAUCAUGUAGUGUAUCCUGCUGCGGCUAAAAUAUCCAAUAUGCAAGAUUUGAUCGACCGCGCUGAGAAAGGCAAAUCGGAGUUCAAGAUAGCAGAGUACCAGGGUUUGAACUAUACCAUUAUAUAUACCGAGUUUGUCAUCGGUGCGGACUCCUAUAUGUGCUCUGGCGGUGCUGUAGGAUGUCUUGCAAUUGGACUAGGAGGAAUCGACGUCCUUAUGGGUCUCAUGUUGGGAGAGACAUGGUUUAAGAUCCCCGAAUCGAUCCUAAUGGAGUUCCAAGGGUGCCCAGCGCCGGGAAUCUUUGCUACAGAGCGUAUUGUCGAGUUUGGUGGUGAAGAUACCCAGUUCCUGUCGUGUGACGCACACUUCAUGAUAUGUAAUAUGGCCACUGAGUUUGGUGCAAUUUCGGGGAUUUUUGUAUCUGAUAAGGAUACCAGGGAAUUUAUUUCAAAGAGAAAGUUGAAGCGAUAUCAGAGGCACUCAAUUUACUUCCGACCUGACAAUGAUGCACUGUACGCGGGCAAGUAUAUCACCGACUUGUCAAUGGUAGAACCGAUAAUUGCACUAUAUACGAGUCCAGACAACGUUGUCGCUCUGUCAAAGAAAUCCGGGAUGCUGCUAGACGGAGUUUUCAUUGGCGCGUACACGACGACAGAAGAACAGCUAGUCCUCGCAGCUCUUGUAUCGAAGGUUGGAUUGAAGAAGGGUCUACAACUUGUACCAGGCAAGUGCCACUAUGUUCCAGGCUCCUUUCGCCAAGCUAGAAUCCAUGGGUGUUUUAGAACUUUAUGCCAGGGCCGGAUUUAUAAGAGGGCCUCCGGGAUUUCCUAUUGUCUUGGUCUCUCUGUCGACCCUGCUGGGGAAGGAGAAACCUGGCUCAGUUCACAGAACCGCGAUUUCCAGAAUCGUAUGGGUAAUGGAUUGUUUGGUCAUCUUUCCUCCGCUGUGGUGUGUGCGUCGUCCAGCUUCAGCAUGUCGCCGACUAUUACCAACUUGAAGUCGACCCAACAAUCUAUCCUUGUUAACAUAAAAGAUCGGCUACUCCAAAAGAUCGUUGGUCCUGGACUUCUUCCUGUUAUAAAAAGCCACAUAGUGAGGCUUGAGGACUUCGUGGACACGGACGCACUUACACCUGGGCCAACAUUGACAAGCUGUGUGGCAGACGAGGACUUUGGUAAGGUACAAAGUGGGCAACAGGUUGUUGUAGCAGGUCAUGCAUUUGGUUGUGGUUCAAGUAGAGAAGUUGCAGUUUCCACGCUGAAAGACAAGUUACCAAGCACUGACGGUUUGCGCAAUCUGAAACUAGGGGUUGGUAUUGAAGCCGUGAUUGCCCGUUCUUUCGCCUUUAUCUUUAACAAAAACAUGAGAACUCUUGGCCUUCUCAGAUUUAUUAUCUCGGAUAACACUUUCUAUAAACCUUUCUCAGACAGAGAUAAGAUCCCAAUUGAUAUCAAAUCAGAAAUCAUUGUCGUGAAAGGGAAACGGUUUACCUUCGAGCUCAGCAACAUUGAAAAGGAACUCAUUAUAAGAAAAGGAGUAGUAGAGGGCUAUAAACUUCUUGAGGCAAAUUUGUGGAAGCAACUGACAAGCGCAAACACACUCCCAUAG